GAUUUAUACGGAAAGCAGAGAAUUCUGAAUAUCAUUUUUACUAUGUUUUUUGAAACUCGUAAAUUUUUACCAUUAUUCGUUGGAAUUAUGAUAGGAAUUAUUGUUAUCUCACUAAAACCUAGAUAUGAAAAUAAAGUUAUUCUAUGUAAAAAUGAUAAAUCCAAAACAAAACAUGCUGAUUUACAUCCAAAGAUAAGAAAACAAUAUAAAAUCCAAUCAAAUAUAGCAGUCGAACAAACUUACUUAAUGAAUAUAGAAGAAGCUAAAAAGUUACAUUUAUCUAUUCGUAUAUUAUGUUACAUUAAUACAAUACCAAAAACACAUAGAACCAAAGCUAUUUAUGUUAAAAAUAGUUGGGCAAAACGUUGUACAAAAUAUCUAUUUAUGAGUAGUGUAUAUGAAAAGGAAUUACCAACAAUUAAGUUAAAUUUAAGUUAUCCAGAAAGUCGUCAACAUUUAUGGAGUAAAAUGCGAGCAAUUCUUCGUUAUGUCUAUCAAUAUCGAAAUGAUUAUGAUUAUUUUUUAAAAGCAGAUGAUGAUACUUUUGUAAUCAUGGAAAAUUUAAGAUCUGUUUUACAUCAGCAUAAUCCAAAAGAUCCAUUUAUGAUUGGUUAUAAUUUUCCUUACCUUACAAAACAUGGUUAUUUCUCUGGAGGUGCAGGUUAUGUCCUCUCACAAGAAGCAUUAAAGCGUAUUGUUGAACAAGCUAUUGACAAGCAUCCAAGUUGUCCGACGUACGAUGAAGACAAAGAAGAUGUGAAAUUAAGUAUGUGUGGUCAACCAGUCGGUGUAAAACUGUAUCAUAUGGUUGAUUUAAAUGGAACCUUUCCAUUCACCUGGCGAAGAGAACAAAGAAACUAUUAUCUUUUCCAAUGGCGUAGUCUCGAAGGUGAAUUUCUUAGCUUAGUUUAUCCAAAGAAACGCGCUAAAAAUUCUAAAUCUCCAGCAACUACAAAAACGGUUGAUCAUCUUCAUGAUCCAAGUGAUUUGCUCAGUGAUCACUUGGUUAGUUUGCAUUAUAUUCAACCAUUCUACAUGUAUUUACUGGAAUUUGUUUUAUAUCACUUGAGACCAAUUCAGGAAAUGGAUUAUUUGAAUGCAUAACUGUCGAGGAAAAAAGAAAAUUAAAACUACGUCGAGAAACCACACUUUAUGUUCAUGAUUUUUAAAUUUACUACUGUCUCGACUUCUAUUAUGCACUGUAUGAAAUAUAAUUAAAAUUAACUUUAUCGUUUAUCAACGAUUUAUUUCAUUUUAAAAUCAUGUUUAUUUUUAAUGUUACCUUUUUGGAAGGACGUAUCAUGUAAUUUGUUUGUUGUGACACUUCAACUGUCUUCGAUGUAAAUAUUGUUUAAUUAACCAGUAAAAGGUAAAUAUUUCAUCAUUUUUUCUUUAAUUUCACGUUUCCAAUAAGUGACUACGUAUGUCAUUUCUCUACUACAUUAUUUAAGCGUCUUAGAUUGUAUAACUAGUUUCACCAAGAACGGGCAAUAAAUUAAUAACUUUCUUCUAUGUCUGCUUUUUACAAUAAAGCUAUGUAAAAGCAUAAUUCUUUAAUUUUACUUAAAUGAAAGAACACUUGGAAGAGAAAACCAUUUUAGUAUCUAAUGCAAAUCACACAGUGUCUUAGUAUAUUAUGAAAAUUUUGCAUUGAAUACAUCAUAUGCACAUCUUUUUCACGUUAUCCUUCACGUAUUCUAUUAUUUCUCUAAUUCUGUUGUUCUAUCGAUCUCACUUCGACUUCAUUCCUGUUUUCUUCAUUUCGAUCUUCGGCUUCCAGAGAUUCCGCUUCAGAUUGGUACUACAUACUACUUGUAUUUAUCAGUAUACACCACACUACUUGUGUAAAUCAAGCGCUUUUUGAUAAUAAAUAUCUAGCCAAAUAUGGAUUGAAAUGUAUUAAUGAAUAAUUCCAGUUUUUGUUCGGAAGAAAUACCAAAGGGCUUGAAACAAAGUAAAGUAACUAAAAUUAUUAGUAUCCGGAAAACGUCUAACAGCACUUGACAUACUUCUCCAUCAAUUGUGGUUAGGAUAAUCAGCAAACAUGAAAAUCAGAUAAUUAACAAAUAAUAAGAUAAUACAUAUUAGCGUUGAUUUUUUAGUUGUAAAUGAUUCAACACCUGACACUAACUACAACGGAAAAUCUUCGCGAGUCAUCCUUACUCUUGUAACUCCAAAACAUAUACCUGUUGAGUUUGAUUGUGUGAAAUUUUGUCUGGUUUUUUAACAGUUGAAAAUGAUUCAGUUCACUGUAUGAUAUGCAUCACUCUUCUUUUCAGAAAAAUAAGAACAGUGGUAUUUUUCCUCUGAGUAUAUUUUAUAGCAUUGACCGUUUAAUUACGCAUCAAGAUUAUUGUUUUUGCUUUAAUUAAAUUUAUUUCAGUUAAAGUAAUCUCCAAGAGAAUCGCUUUUUUCUAGAAAGAUUUAUAAUCUUUACUUUUUGAGUACGGAUACAAAGAAGGCACUGGUAUUUUUUCAUCGCUGAGUAUAUCUUUUAGUAUUGUUUGUAUCCAAAAGUGUUAAGGUUUUUCGUAUCUACUGAAGUCGGAUUUUUUCAUUGUUGUUAGAUGCACUAAUAAACAAACCUCUGUUUUUUGUGUUCAGUGUCUAUCACCUAAUAAGCCAUAAAAUAUACUUAUUCUAGUGACCA
This is a messenger RNA of Schistosoma intercalatum, 2650 nucleotides long. The record is from the annotation of a GenBank genome assembly. NCBI's taxonomy places the organism in Eukaryota, Metazoa, Platyhelminthes, Trematoda, Strigeidida, Schistosomatidae.